Molecule: messenger RNA, 984 nt
Organism: Recurvomyces mirabilis
Lineage: Eukaryota; Fungi; Ascomycota; Dothideomycetes; Mycosphaerellales; Teratosphaeriaceae
Exons: 2
Coding region: 1-984 (327 amino acids)
Molecular function (GO): acetyltransferase activity
Source: RefSeq, a predicted model, not a curated record
AUGGCAUUCAGAUCACGAUACGACCACGCUCAAUUGGAGCAAUAUUUCGACCGCGUGUGCCUACCAAAAUCCAAACGCAUCUUCGAUGUCUCAAAGCUUGACGACAAGGAGAAGUACGAUUUCUUGAGCCUACUACACAAACAGCAACUUGUCAAAGUGCCAUGGGAAAAUCUGACACAACACUACUCAUGGCAUCGAGUAGAAAAUGUAAAACCCCAACACCUCUUCACCAAGAUCGUCCACAGCCCAGGUCGAGGCGGCUACUGCAUGGAAGCCAACUCCUUCUUCGGCAUCGUCCUCCUGAGUCUGGGAUUCGCGACUUAUAUGGCCGGAGCUCGAAUUUGUCGUGGCAACGGCAUGUAUGGUGGCUGGACGCAUGUCGUAAACCUCGUGAACAUAGGAGGCGUCAAGUAUGUCACAGACGGUGGUUUUGGGCCUCAAGAAGCACCACGGCCUCUCGCCCUAAAUGCAGGUGUGGUAGAGACGCACGUCGGACCUGCGGACAUGCGGGUAGUGUAUGAUCCUAUCCCACAAUUCGUGGAUCAAACGCAGAGGAUAUGGAUAUAUCAGCAUCGACACAAUGAAAGUGCUGAAUGGGCCAGCAUGUACUGUUUCACCGACAUGGAGUUCACUCCAGAAGACAUCCUGAGCAUGAAUUUCGCUCCGUGGCUUAAUCCACAGAGCUUCUUCACACAUAAAGUUGUUGCUGUACGAUUUACGACGACCAAGACGAAGGAAGACGAGCCAGGUGCUGAUGGCGAGGAGGCUUUGGAGGGUGAGAUCGACGGAAGCCUGGUGCUUAAUCAGGACGUGCUGAAGUGGCGGCGAAAUGGCGAGAAAGUCAUGGAGCUGAAGUUCAAGGAUGACGGGGAGAGGGUGGCCGCGUUGAAGAAGUACUUUGGCAUCACACUAUCCCAGGAAGAUCUAGAAGCGAUCAAAGGCAGUGCGGCUGAAGUCUCGGCUGCUGGUAUGGAUCAUGAUUAG